This is a messenger RNA of Naumovozyma castellii, 2406 nucleotides long. It is a transcript of the gene HAL5, whose product is annotated as protein kinase HAL5. The record is from RefSeq and is a predicted model, not a curated record. NCBI's taxonomy places the organism in Eukaryota, Fungi, Ascomycota, Saccharomycetes, Saccharomycetales, Saccharomycetaceae. Bases 1 to 2406 code for a protein of 801 amino acids. The transcript has a single exon.
AUGCAUACUAGUGAAAGGCCCAGCCGUCACUCAUCUGUUAAAAGAAGUAGAUCUUUAUCGGAAUCGUUUAAAGGUUUAUUCAAAUCAUCGAAUAAUAGUACAUCGAACCAUCUCCAUAGCAGUGAGAAACCGGUAAGGCCUCCUCUACCAAGCGUACCGUCAGGGGAAGAAGUGCAAACAAGAAGGAACACCACUACUUCGAUGUUUAAUCAACAGUAUCGCGAUGAUGGCAGACAUCUGAGCAAUAAUGCCUUCCAAAGUAAGAAUCCGACAUCAACACUCCAUGUAAAUACUACAAUGCACCAAAAUGGUGUGUCGCCGUUACAAAGUCCCCUAUUGAGCGUUGCUAAACCGCACCAUUUACCUAAUAUUGCCAAAUUGUCACUAUCUCCAUCAUCUGGAAGCGACGUCAUAUCGCAGGAUUCGUAUGCAAGUGAAUCUAAUGAUGAAGGUAUCACCCUUAUCAACAAAAAGGAGACGCCGAAUUAUUCUCCCUCUACAGAUACAAAAUUGGUAGAAGAAGUGAAUAUUUCAUCGAUAGAUGCUAUGCUGGAAACGAAUGGUAAGGGUACUAACAAUAAUAAUAACACUUCUGAACCAGAAAGGACGUUAAGACGUCCACAUCGUAAUAGUAUCGGCGGUGACAAGAUACGGAGGUCUAGGCACGGUAGUUUAAGUCGAAGAUCUCAAUCAUUAAAAAAAUCAAUGAGUUCUAACUCUUGUACUUCAUCUUUGAAUAAUUCAAACGCAUCUUUUGCUUCUUCUUCUAAUACUAAUAUCAAGCCGAUAUAUUCCAAGGGGAGAAAACAUGCUGAGAGUGUUAGUGCAUCAAAUUUGACUAAAUAUAUGGAGAUGGAAUCCAAAUGUAUUAUUAAUGUGGAUAAUUUCAAAGUGUUUAGUAAUGGAUAUCAUCAACAUAACCUAAAGAAGAUGGCUAUUAUAUCUAACGAGGAAAGAAGGGCUUUGUCACCAACUGUAUCUAAUGCAUCGGUGACGAUAGGAAGUGAUGGAGAGAUAGAGUCAGAUGCAAUGUUGCAGAAACAGAAAUCUGGAUUCUCGUUGUCAGGAUUGUUCAAGUCAUCACACGGGAAAGAAAAUGCUAAUAACUCUGCCGUUGAAGAAAAUAAUAAAUUGGAAAAUGCUCUUUCUUUGAUACCCACGCAAAGGCUAUCACUUUAUAAGAGAUUAAAUCAAAUGAAUGAGCAAGGUCAUAGUAAUGUGGACGGAGAGGAAUAUGAUUAUCAAUAUAGUAAUGAUGGUGAACUUAAUAAUGGUGAAACAUCAUUUGAAGAAAGUGAUGAUAUAAAGAACUCUAUACCGAAGGUCGUAAAUCCUAAUGCUGCCGUCAGUUCGGAGGAAUUAAAACUAAUUAAUACAUUAUCUGAGAAGAUUCAUCAUGGUCUUCGAGGGAAAUUGACAAAAGUGAAUGCAGACGUGAAGUUACCAUGUUUCUUAGAGCAAUAUGGUAAAUCCAUUGGCACAAUAGGGCAUGGUGCAUAUGGGGUGGUAAAAGUUUGUGCUAGACCUUUAAACCCUAACAUCGACGAAACACCUUUACAAACGUUUUCCAAUGGUCAAAAAUUAUUCUUCGCCGUUAAGGAAUUAAAAUUGAAAAAUGCUACACAGACCGAAAAGUUUAGUACAAGGAUAACAUCAGAAUUUAUCAUUGGUCACUCAUUGAGUAGAUCGCAUAAGAAGGGCGACAGAGUGUCGCCUAAUAUCUUAAAAAUUAUAGAUCUACUAGAAAACAAUGAUACAUUUUUCGAAGUAAUGGAAUUUUGUCCCUCUGGUGACUUAUAUUCCUUAUUGACAAGAAAAUCUAAGAAUGGGACUGCAUUACAUCCUCUAGAGGCAGAUUGUUUUAUGAAACAAUUAUUACAUGGGGUAAAAUAUAUGCAUGAUCAUGGGGUGGCACAUUGUGAUUUAAAACCAGAAAAUAUAUUAUUUCACCCCGAUGGGUUAUUGAAGAUUUGUGAUUUUGGUACUAGUUGCGUCUUCCAAACAGCAUGGGAGAAACAUGUUCACUUCCAAUCGGGUGCUAUGGGUUCGGAACCAUACGUUGCCCCCGAAGAGUUUAUAAGUGGGAAAGAAUAUGAUCCUAGGUUAGUUGAUUGUUGGAGUUGUGGAGUUGUUUAUUGUACUAUGGUGAUGGGACAUUAUCUUUGGAAAAUUGCAUUAAAGGAUAAGGAUUCUCUGUAUAAAUCAUUUGUUCAAGAGAUGACAGACGAGAAGGAAUUCUACAUUUUUGAGGAACUACGACAUGUUAAUUCGGAUCUAACAAGACUAAGAAAAAUAGUCUUGUAUAAGAUUUUCCAAUGGAAUCCUGAAAAGAGAAUUACAGUUGACCAACUAUUACAGUCAUCAUGGAUGAAGAAAACACGUUGUUGUGUGGUUUAUAAAAAAUAA